Messenger RNA from Salvelinus fontinalis (brook trout), 2945 nucleotides. Its product is annotated as ATP-sensitive inward rectifier potassium channel 1-like. Gene Ontology annotation, biological process: potassium ion import across plasma membrane; regulation of monoatomic ion transmembrane transport. Gene Ontology annotation, molecular function: ATP-activated inward rectifier potassium channel activity. Lineage: Eukaryota; Metazoa; Chordata; Actinopteri; Salmoniformes; Salmonidae. The record is from RefSeq and is a predicted model, not a curated record. The coding region runs from base 1 to 1101 and encodes 366 amino acids. Gene Ontology annotation, cellular component: plasma membrane. The transcript has a single exon.
AUGGUGUUUGGUAUCCAGAAGCUCAUCCAGGACCACCUGGUGGAGAGAAGAAUCCGCAGAACUCGGCUGGUGACCAAAGAUGGCCGCUGCAACAUUGAAUUUGGCAACGUGAAAUACGGCAACCACUUUGCUUUCCUUGUGGACUUCUGGACAACCUUCGUGGAGUUCCGCUGGCGCUUUGUCCUCUUCUUCUUCAUCACCUCCUUCACCCUGAGCUGGUUCAUCUUCAGCCUGCUGUGGUUCUGGAUUGCCUGGAACAACGGGGAUCUGAAGUGGCAGAACCCCUCAAACGACCACACCCCCUGUGUGUGGAACGUCGUCGGUCUCACUACAGCCUUCCUCUUCUCCCUAGAGACCCAGACCACCAUCGGGUAUGGUGUACGCGUCAUUACCCCUCACUGUCCUGGUGCUGUAGCCCUCAUCAUUAUCCAGACUCUCAUAGGGGCCCUCAUACACUGCUUCAUAUGUGGAGUCAUCGUCUCCAAGAUAUCCCUCCCUAAGAAAAGAGCCAAGACCAUCGCAUUCAGUGAGAUGGCUGUCAUCUGUCCUAAGAAGGACUUCCUUUGCCUCAUAAUAAGAGUGGCCAACUUACGCAAGACCCUGAUGAUCGGGAGCCAAAUCUACGGCAAGCUGUUGAGGACAACCGUCAAACCCGAUGGGGAGACAAUCAUCAUGGACCAGGUGAACAUUGAGUUCAUGAUGGACGCUGGGAAGGACAACCUCUUCUUUGUGUGCCCUCUCACACUCUACCAUGUGAUUGACAAGGCUAGCCCUUUCUUUGACAUGGCAGAGGACACCUUCCAUAAACAGGAGUUUGAGCUGGUGGUCUUUCUGGACGGCACAGCCGAGACCACCAGCUCAGCCUGCCAGGUCAGGACUUCCUUCAUCCCUCAGGAGAUCAUGUGGGGUUACAACUUCCUGCCCAUCAUCUCCCGCAGCAAAGAGGGCAAGUACAGAGUGGACUUCUCCAACUUCUCCAAGGUUGAGGCGGUGACCACUGCACACUGUGCCUACUGCUUCCACAACAUAGUAGGACACCACCUCCCCUCCAUUAAUGGAAUUGACAACGGUGGAUUUGGAGUGAUUGGUAUCCUAGAAUAACUUAUACGAUGUGAACUUUUGGAUGCAAAAUGUAUAAUACGUACAGUUGAAGUUGGAAUUUUACAUACACUUAGGUUGGAGUCAUGUAAAAUUGUUUUUCAAACACUCCACAAAUGUCUUGUUAACAAACUAUAGUUUUGGUAAGUCGGUUAGAACAUUUACUUUGUGCAUGACACAAGUAAUCUUUCCAACAAUUGUUUACAGACAGAUUAUUUCACUUAUAAUUCACUGUAUCACAAUUCCAGUGGGUCAGAAGUGUACAUACACUAAGUUGACUGUGCCUUUAAACAGCUCGGAAAAUUCCAGAAAAUUAUGUCAUGGCUUUAAAAGCUUCUGAUAGGCUAAUAGAUAUCAUUUGAGUCAAGUGGAGGUGUACCUGUGGAUGUCUUUCAAGGCCUACCUUCAAACUCAGUGCCUCUUUUCUUGACAUCAUGGGAAAAUCAAAAUUAAUCAGCCAAGACCUCAGAAAAAAAUUGUAGACCUCCACAAGUCUGGUUCAUCCUUGGGAGCAAUUUCCAAACGCCUGAAGGUACCACGCUCAUCUGUACAAACAAUAGUACGCAAGUAUAAACACCAUGGGACCACUCUGCCGUCAUACCGCUCAGGAAGGAGAGGUGUUGUGUCUCUUAGAGAUGAACGUACUUUGGUGCGAAAAGUGCAAAUCAAUCCCAGAACAACAGCAAAGGACCUUGUGAAGAUGCUGGAGGAAACAGGUACAAAAGUAUCUAUAUCCACAGGAAAACGAGUCCUAUGUCGACAUAAACUGAAAGGCCGCUCAGGCAAGGAAGAAGCCACUGCUCAAAAACCGCCAUGAAAAAGCCAGACUACGGUUUGCAACUGCACAUGGGGACAAAGAUCAUACUUUUUGGAGAAAUGUCCUCUGGUCUGAUGGAACAAAAAUAUAACUGUUUGGCCAUAAUAACCACCGUUAUGUUUGGAGGAUAAAGGGUGAGGCUUGCAAGCCGAAGAACAACAUCCCAACCGUGAAGCACGGUGUGGCAGCAUCAUGGUGUGGGGGUGCUUUGCUGCAGGAGGGACUGGUGCACUUCAUAAAAUAGAUGGCAUCAUGAGGGAGGAAAAUUAUGUGGACAUAUUGAAGCAACAUCUCAAGACAUCAGUCAUGAAGUUAAAGCUUGGGUCUUCCAAAUGGACAAUGACCCCAAGCAUACUUCCAAAGUUGUGGCAAAAUGGCUUAAGGACAACAAAGUCAAGGUAUUGGAGUGGCCAUCACAAGCCCUGACCACAAUCCUAUAGAAAAUGUGUGGGCAGAACUGAAAAAGCGUGUGCGAGCAAGGAGGUCUACAAACCUGACUCAGUUACACCAGCUCUGUCAGGAGGAAUGGGCCAAAAUUAACCCAACUUAUUGUGGGAAGCUUGUGGAAGGCUACCCGAAACGUUUGACCCAAGUAAAAAAAUAAAUAAGACAAUGCUACCAAAUACUAAUUGAGUGUACAGUAUGUAAACUUCUGACCCACUGGGAAUGUGAUGAAAGAAAUAAAAGCUGAAAUAAAUCUUUCUCUCUACUAUUAUUCUGACAUUUCACAUUCUUAAAAUAAAGUGGUGAUCCUAACUGACCUAAGACAGGGAAUUAAACGUCAGGAAUUAUAAAAAAAACUGAGUUUAAAUGUAUUUAGCUAAGGUGUAUGUAAACUUCCGACUUCAACUGUAUAUAUACAUACAGUAGGAUCCGAAAUUAAAGAUACCGUUGUUAAGAUGAGCAAUAUUGACUGUAUAAAAUAAGUAAAAAACUGUGCUCUAUUGCAUCCAACUUUUUGGGGGGAAAAAAACCCUAUGCCAGCAUAUCAUGCUCAAGGAAAGCACCUCGGGAUAACAAGGGCAGUAAC